AUGGGAAGUGGAAUUAGUUCAGAGAGUAAGGAGUCAGCCAAAAGGUCAAAAGAACUGGAGAAAAAGCUUCAGGAAGAUGCUGAGCGAGAUGCAAGAACUGUAAAGUUGUUGUUAUUAGGAGCAGGAGAAUCUGGAAAAAGUACUAUUGUUAAACAAAUGAAGAUCAUCCAUAAGAACGGUUACAGUGAGCAAGAAUGCAUGGAGUUCAAAGCAGUAGUUUACAGUAAUACAUUGCAAUCUAUCCUAGCUAUUGUGAAAGCCAUGACCACUCUCGGGAUUGAUUAUGAAAAUGCCAGAAGUGCAGAAGACCAAAGACAACUCUAUGCGAUGGCCAAUACCCUGGAAGAUGGGGGGAUGACGCAGGACCUGGCGGAGGUGAUAAAGCGGCUGUGGAGAGAUCCGGGGAUUCAGGCCUGCUUUGAAAGGUCAGCUGAGUAUCAGCUCAACGAUUCGGCAGCUUACUACCUUAAUGAUUUGGACAGAAUAACGGCUCCUGGAUACGUUCCAAAUGAGCAAGAUGUUCUACAUUCUCGCGUGAAAACAACGGGAAUCAUUGAAACUCAGUUCUCCUUUAAAGACCUGCAUUUCAGAAUGUUCGAUGUUGGUGGACAGAGAUCUGAGAGGAAGAAGUGGAUUCACUGCUUCGAAGGAGUUACCUGCAUUAUAUUCUGUGCAGCACUCAGUGCCUAUGACAUGGUCCUAGUGGAAGAUGAAGAAGUGAACAGAAUGCACGAAAGCCUUCACCUGUUCAACAGCAUCUGUAAUCACAAGUACUUUGCCACCACCUCCAUUGUCCUGUUUCUCAAUAAAAAAGAUCUCUUUCAAGAAAAAGUCACCAAAGUACAUCUUAGUAUCUGCUUUCCAGAGUACACUGGGCCAAAUACAUUUGAAGAUGCAGGGAACUACAUCAAGAACCAGUUUCUAGACCUGAAUUUAAGAAAAGAAGACAAGGAAAUUUAUUCCCACAUGACCUGUGCUACAGAUACCCAAAAUGUCAAGUUCGUGUUCGAUGCAGUUACAGAUAUAAUAAUCAAAGAGAAUCUGAAAGAUUGUGGACUUUUCUAA
Molecule: messenger RNA, 1065 nt
Organism: Pipistrellus nathusii (Nathusius's pipistrelle)
Lineage: Eukaryota; Metazoa; Chordata; Mammalia; Chiroptera; Vespertilionidae
Source: the annotation of a GenBank genome assembly